CAACAGCGUGGAGCGUUGUACUACGAAAAGGCUCUGCCUAGAAUUUUGAUUUCUCUGAACACGCUUCUGUGUGUACCGCUACCUCGUAUGCCUGCGCGUGGAAUUGAGAACCGUGUCGGGCAUGGAUACCUUCGUGUCGCGUCCGUCACGUGAUCUUUUGUGCGCCGGGUGUGGUGAGCGACAGGAACAGCAGGAUAUUGCCACUCUGGAUAAUUGUGACACCGCUUAUCAUCCUGUAUUGUGACAAGGAGUUCUCCUCAUCUGACACGCGCCAGUGCGUAUGUCGCCGCAACCUAUUCAGGGAAACAAGUGAGCGGAAGGCAAGUUUCCAGGGCAACGGGGACGGCACACGCACAAGAGAGGCUGCAUCUCUGUCAUUCUUUGUUCACGUGAUCACUACGCACUCCAAGAGAUAAAGGCAAGCCGAACAGCGGCCACACGAUUACUAGUCUCCCUGUAACAAGUGAGAAACAACGAAGGAAGAGGCCGGUUUACCUGCCUGAGACUUCAGCGCCAGCACACAUCAGCGCCAUGAAGACGUCCGUGAAACUAAGCACUCUGGUGAAGACAAGAAAGCCUUCCAGCUAAGCGAGGGACAUUUCGGUUAGCGCAACUUCCACGAUAACAGAGACCACAGGUUUUUUUUUAGGAACACGCUGGCCAGGAAGUGCCUUCGCCAGGACCAUAGGCCAAAUGACUUGCGUAGCGCAUUAUGAAACGCGACCGUGAUCAGUCUCCAACAACUAGCGAUCGGCCCGCCGAGAGUAGGGCGAAGGACCAUCCAGCAGAGCCCUCCAACGAAGCACUCCCCCGCGCUCGUGCAAACACUAGCAACCGUAGAUGCCACAAAACUAAGCCCUGUUCCGUUGUGAUACAGCGGCUCUCUGAGGUGGCGCUCCGAAGACUUAUUCAACAGAGUAGCACGGAAGGUGCGAAACUGUCUGAGGGCGGGAGAGACGUGGGCUGUACUCCAGUAGCCAGUCCAACAGCCGACGAAUCGCAGGCCACCAGAGAUGUUGGCUGCCUCCAGAAGAGCUCUACGGCGCAGCUGUCCAAGAAGAGGCAUUCCUACCGGGAGUCUGAUGACUCCUGGUGCUGCAGAGACCGUUGUUCGACCUUCGUAGAGAGGGACGACGAAGCAGGUUGUCGGAGUGAGGAACUGUCUGACAUUAUCAAUUUCCUCAUUCAAACCGACCCGAAAGGACGUAAAGAAGAUUAUGUGGAGAUCGUUCAGGAUUCGAAUAUCCCUGCGUCAAAGCAAGACGUGUAUACCUUUGCCUACGACCCCAAGAUGACGCUCGAUCGCUCAGGCGUGCCUGAGUUGUCAAGCGAUGGUGUCACAGGCGAACGAUUACACGAUAUACGUCAACAUAACCAAAGUCCCGCUUGCCCGUCUCCGGACGCUAGCAGGAUCAAGGAGUUCGAAGCACACAACCGGCUGUUACCUUUACGCGAAGGAGGGUCCGUUGAGAACUUGUUAGAAUCCAAGCAGACGCAAUCAGGCGAGAGUCUUAUUAGCGCCAGUGACUCCGAAGGUCGUCUUGUGAUAGACGAUGGUAACGACGUCACUUCUGAUAAUGCAGUUUUGGCAGAAGCUUAUCGCGGCCACACAAAUGGUGGUGAAAGCGUUUGCGAAGAUGCCCUCAUACGAAGAGACAACGAACCGGAUCCCACGUCUGUUUCUGACGUCGCGGACAAGGCAAGCACAGAGAGGAGUUAUCCCGGCGUCACGCCGUGCUUGAUGGAAAAGGGGGAAAGCGAUGUGGGCCGGUGCAGCGAUAAACCUGUGAACGAAAGCCUCGUACCGGAAAGUACACCAAAAUCGUCCGCGAAAGUAAUGGAUAAGGAAUCUGGAAAGGCGGAAGAACUGGUAUGGCUACCUUACAUUUCUCACACCAUGUCUUUGCCGAGUUCCGGUGAGGUGACCUGUGAGACUACGACGGCAACGAAAUCGGUGAAAGACAGGCAUGAGAAGGAAGAGACGAAGGGCGUUCUGGCAGCGAAGGGUGAGUCACGGAAAACGCGUUUGGAGAGUCCGUCCGAAAAGCACAGACAUCUGAGAGGAUCGAGUCUUCGGAAGGAACGAAAGCAGCCCACCAGGCUCUGUCGAAGUCGCAGCGCAGACGCGGCUCCAGGGAGUUCAAAAUUUCUGAGCGUGUACACCACUGUGCGCAACUGCAGGAUUACGUCUGUAGAUUGUCAACGUUAUCGUAAAAGGCGGAGACAUAGCGGCUCUAGAGAGAGCGCGGCCGGCAAGUCCACUUCUGAUGGCGAGAGUAGGGAACACAAGCGUUCUCGUGAAAAGCAGAAGGAGGUCGAUGUCUACGUGACAGUGAGCAAAGUCGUUCGAGAUAUGGUGAAUACAACCGCGUGCGACAUGCAAGAAAUCACGAAAGACAGCGACAUAAGCGAUCCCGGUCUGAAGCACCUUUUCAGGGCUUUCUGCGACAGGAACGGUUACAAGUACGAAGACUUCAUGAGUGAAGGCACAGAGCACACGGCCUCCAGGGUACUGACGUCGGACGGCGGUGACGUUUCAAAGACCCAUAAGCGACGGCACCGUAAGCGGAAUUCCCAUACGCGCAUCCCUGCCACGGAAUCUACUUCUAGUCCACGAAAGCGCAGAAAAGGCGAGUCCCCGCCUCCUGCGAAGCGCAUGUUGACCAGGAGUCAACGGAAGACGACAGGUCCGGACAGGGCCGCUCCGUCCAAAGGCGAUCAUUACAAACGGCGCGACGCAUUCCUCAAUCCUCAAGGAAGUAUAAGGAAGACUCGCUUACCUUCAGCCGUACCUGAACUGUACAGCUCGCACUCGGAGUCUUCCGUAGAUCUGUCAGACGCGAUUGCCUCUCUGGAGAUUGACAGCGACGCGGGAAAGCGUUGUGCUGAACGGCCGCAGAAAGACGAACACGCGCGUGGCCAGGCUGCGUCCGUCGGACCCGAGGCAUCGAACUGUGGCUUCGCAUUGUUCCAGGCUCCUCAGAAGCUGACCGAGAGUACAAAGGAAGGUCAGUCGUUUGAAUGUGCCAAAAGUGAUAUCAAAGAUAAUGUGCAUCCAGAGAGUGACCUCCUUCCUCGUCCAGCUGCGUGCAUUGAAAGUGACAAUGACGAGGACAGGCUUGUGAUAUGUGACUCCGAACCUGAAGCAGAAACUGUAAACCCCUGCAAUGGCGACACUGUUUUAGUCGGGAGUGCUGAAACUGAAACUGUGCAUGCGAGUAUUGUGCCGGCUCUCCCUUGCGUCAAUAGUGUCGAAACCGACACUACUGUUCCUCGUGACUGUGAUACUGUUUGCGAAACGGUUUUGUGCGUGAACGACGUUCCCGUCGAAGAGUUUCAAGAGAGGACGACAGAAGGUGGGGGAGAGGAAGCGGUCAGUGAGGAGGUGCCGCGGCAGUGUGACUCAAGGGAUGAAGGAGCUGAUGGUACGGAUAACGGAGAUACCGCUGUGCAUGAGGAAAAUACACCGGCCCCUGGUGAUGGCUGUCCAAUCGCCUCACCAAUAUCAGAAACGACCGGCGAGGGAGACAAGGGAACUACGGCCAUAGACGAGGAGUGUUCCGAAGGUACGGAAAUAGAAAGCCUUAACGAGCCUAUCGAAGAAGGUCAGGAAGACGCUGGGAGCUCUUCUACAAAUGGCGCUACGGAACAGGAAGUGGAAGUCAGAGACCACUCUAGUAGCCCCUCGGACGUUCCCGAGAAUGUUUCGCGGGAAGACAAACCCGAUGAUGUAGCUGCGGUGACCGAGGCGACAGAAGGUGUUCGUCCAGAGGGCCUUGCGGACGUUCGGGAGGGCCAGAACGUGGAAGAGCUUACGGCGGACGAUCGAAUUGCAGCAGAAGAGAAGCAUCCAGGAGACGUCGCAGCGCCUUGUCCAACGGAGAGUGUGCCAUACGAAACCGAUUUCCCACGUGGGCUUCCAGGACACGAGGUCACCCCGGAGUGUUCGGAGGCCGUCGAGCGCGAAGAGGUCCAUAAAGAAGACUACGUUCACGUUAUCUCCGACAACAGCAACGAUUACGAGGAUAGCAGAGAACACGAGAAGAGCAAAUCCCAUGAGGACGAGAUAAUGGAGGAGGGCUGCCAGCACGUGGCAGGGGAAGACAACGCGCAGGAUUGCAGACCAAGUCUCCCUCCCGAAAACAUUGGAAAUGAGAAUGGCGACCGUCUUGGUUCCAGCGCUGAAUCUCCUAUAGUGGUUGAUCCAGAUGACCCUCAGGUGUCAUGCACUGCGGACAUCAAAGAAGAACCGCAGUCAGAGUCCUCAGGUCACUCCGCUGCCAUGGAUACCUCAACUGAGCUGCCGUUGAACCUUUCUGUGAAAGAUGACACUCUUCCGAAGCCGAAAUCGGACGUUCCAGUAGGAACUGUCCAUCCCCAAGUUGCCACCGCAGAGGACAGCAGCAAGUCGCGGUACGUUUCCACCAGUGACGACGACGUGCCCAUAAAUUAUUCGCACAAACGUUCCGAUCGUCCGCAAACCGAGCCCAGACCUGCCCAGACAGUCGACACGAAGGAAGACCAACCGAAGGAUCCGGCCGCCGAAUCCAUUAAAGAGGGCAUCCCGGAAUCGAUCCUUCAGAGGUUACUCCUGGACCCCAUAAAGAGCGAUAAAAUCGCUGAGCCGGGAUACCCACUGCCGAUAAUUAUCGACGUCCGAAGCUUAAGGUCGGAGAUGGAAACCGUGCAAGAACUCUAUCCAAAGAACCACGUUUUAUCCGACGCACCAAUAUCGGGGCACCCCGCACAGCUCGACUCGAAGCAGCAACAGUCCGUUACGGGACCAGCGAGGCAGUGUGCUAAGGCGUCCGUCUCGGUGCCACCCAUGACUUUCCCCGAAAAUCGACAUGGGAUGAGCACUCUGGAGAGCAAGAUAAUGGAGCUUAAAAAGCAGAUACAUCACUUGACGAUACUCGCAAAUUACAAGGAAAAAGAGCUUGGCUGUAUCAGGAACCUUCGUCUUGCCAAAGAAGAAGCGCUGAAGCAGCUGGAAUGCAAGUAUCCGUCCAUAUUUUCGCCCCCCAGGACCUGUAGAGGCACUGCUCCAGUGGCAUCCGCCUUCCACACCGACGUGCCGGACAUAGUGGCCAAGGCUGCGGCUCUCUCUGGUUUGACGGCGUCCGAGAGGAACUUCCGGGCCGCUCAGCACCGCGCUGCCUUUUCCGACACUUACUCUUCCAGUCAGACUGCGAGUAAAGACUCGGCGUUCCAAACUUUUCGCAAGAUCGCACCGAAACAGCCGUCCUGUGUCAGCGCCGAAGACAGACAUCCGCACAUCAUACCGCUUGCGGGGCCGUUCUGGAUUCCAGAUCUGGCAGCGGGUGCGAAUGCUUCGCCAAAAUCGCCGAAGCGACAUCAUCAGGACUCGACUGCUUCGCAUGCAGCUUACGAACUUCCAGCGUCGUUCCGUUGGUGGAGCCAGCGUACAUCGCCGGACGCAGCCGCUGGAUACGGCGUGCCCGCUACGCAAAACGACGUGCAUCGUGGAUCGUCGGCAUCCAUUUCGUCCCCUUCCGGUGCGUUAUUGGAUUGCAAUGCAGUGCAAAGUCACACCGCUCCUUCUCUGUCGCCGUUGCUUCACAUGAAGCAGUCUUUUACCUAUACACCGCGUUCCGUACCAAGUGACAGUGAUGAGUGUGCGCCCAGGACUAGUGAUACACACAGCAGGGACGUCAUUGUGAGUGCGCGUUCCUCGUCGGACGUCUACGCAGUGCAGACAAGUGUUUCGCCGGAUAACGUGAGAGAACCUGAGGGUGUUUUGCAGAGACGGGCUUUACACAUGUACGCGCAGCUGCUCCGAGGCAGCACGGAGAAGGACCCAAUGGAUAUCACGGCAACUCUGCUGCGAGAAAAGCAAGUUGCUGCGGGACACUCAUCUAGUCAAUCGCGUGCCUUCUAUAAUGCUAUGGACACCUGGAUGAAGACGGCGCAGAACAUUCGGGAAAACGUUGCUGGCAGCUGCACGACUCGCCGAGAGAAUGAUACCAAAGCGAUGCCCCAAGCAACCUCCAUUGAACGUCAGUUUUCAGAGCAGCAGGCGGAUACUGGUCACCACGAAGCAAGGAGUGCUGCCUCUCGGUUCAGAGCAGCUGUGUGCCUCAACUGUGGCGACCCCCGGGUUAAGUACGUUUGUAGCUGCUGCAGGACGCAGACGUUUUGCAGCGAACUGUGUCAGAUGGAGUUGUGGAGCCAUCGUAAUGGAGCAGGAAAGGAAGCCUAAUUCAUCCCGGUCCUGGUCCCCAAAUUCUUGCUGUUUCUUUUUGUGUUGUUGGUUCCUUUUUCGUCAUGGUAACAGAGUUCAUCGCUUUAAGGACCAUCGUACGUUUGAAACAUAUUUCGCUGACUGUGGCAAAUAAAUUGUCCUUCUCGUUUUA
Molecule: messenger RNA, 6374 nt
Organism: Ornithodoros turicata
Lineage: Eukaryota; Metazoa; Arthropoda; Arachnida; Ixodida; Argasidae
Exons: 9
Coding region: 713-6220 (1835 amino acids)
Source: RefSeq, a predicted model, not a curated record